Molecule: messenger RNA, 1271 nt
Organism: Salvia hispanica
Lineage: Eukaryota; Viridiplantae; Streptophyta; Magnoliopsida; Lamiales; Lamiaceae
Product: transcription factor DIVARICATA-like
Molecular function (GO): DNA binding
Source: RefSeq, a predicted model, not a curated record
CAUUCCUCCUGAUUUUAGUAACUGAAGAAACAACCCUCUUUGGAAAUUCUACCGUUUCUGCCAAUCCAUCAUCACCUGCGCUUCAUUUCAUCAUAUCUUUAUUUCUUUUUUUCUUCACUAAUUGCAAAAAAGAGUAAAUUUGAAACACAUUUUAUGGAACUUGUUUUUCCUCCUUGGAUUUAGGAAAGCUUGAGCCCCUUUUUCUCAGAUUCCGCCCCAUGUGUCAAAAAGUUACCAGAUUCCAACCAAACACAAUAAUUCUCCCAAAUUUUAAUCCGACCAUAACUAACUCCUCUCUUUCUCUCUACAGUCUACACACUUCUCUCUACUUUUAUGAAAAUUGGAGAUGAAGAGAGAAAUCACUUCCUACAUUAGUAAUUCAUCAAACUGGCUGUUCGAAGACGGCGCGAAAUGGACGGCGGAGGAGAACAAGCGGUUCGAGACUGCCCUGGCAUUGUUCGACAAGGACACCCCCGACCGCUGGCACAAUGUGGCCUCCAUGAUCCCGGGAAAAUCUGUCGCCGACGUCAUUAAACAAUACCGUGAAUUAGUCGAGGACGUCAGCGACAUCGAAGCUGGCCUCAUCCCGGUUCCCGGCUACUCCAACAACUCAUUCACUCUUGAGUGGAUGGCCGAUCGCGGCCCCCCCAAACGCAGCACCUCAGCCCACGACCGCAAGAAGGGCGUCCCGUGGACCGAAGAAGAACACAGACAAUUUUUGUUGGGAUUGAACAAGUACGGGAAGGGGGAUUGGAGGAACAUCUCGCGCAAUUUUGUGACGACGAGGACUCCAACGCAGGUUGCAAGCCAUGCUCAGAAGUAUUUUAUUAGACAGUUGUCGGGAGGGAAGGAUAAAAGGAGAUCGAGCAUACAUGACAUCACGACCGUUGAUCUCGAUGAAGCGAAAUCGCACAAGGACGGUGCUGAUGCACCGAGCAUGGUUAGAGCCACAGAUGAUUCUGAGCUGAGUAAUCAUAUGGGGUUUGGCUCUUCAACAAAUAGUGGCUAUCAUCUACUGAGGUCUUCCUCCAUUGGGCACCAGCAUUUUCAUGAUAGUACUAUAUUCUACAUUAAUCCAACUCCAAAUCUUUGAGUUUGUUAGAUUAGUAUUGAAUUAGCAACUUCUUCAUAUAUAAUUUGGAAGCGAUUCUUGAUUUCUUCUUUUUUUUUUCUACUAGUGUACAAUCAUCUAAUAAAAACUUAAGGCUUCAACAAAUGUAUGUAUUUUAUUAUUGUUACUAUUGUUCAUACGAAUUCCAAUUGAUAAUGUA